UUUUUAAUAGUUCCAUAUGGGGACUCCACACAGCAAGCCAACGAAACAGACGACCUCAUCACAUGUACCUCCAGGUAUAUGUUCACCUAUAAAUUGUGCCACACAAGUCAAACACCAUCCCAGGAGACUGAAUGUUUUGCAGGCCCGAUGGAGGGGACAAAUGUUGACGCCUCCAACGAAGGGAGUAUACCCGUAGCCGACGAUGUUGACAGAAUUUACCCACGUAGUCCAGGAGUCCAUAUUACUCCCUCCGAAUGGAUGAUACUUGAACAGACCGAUGGUGAUAGCACAUAUGAUACACCAGGCCCGAUGGAGGGGACAAAUGUUGACGACUCUAACAAAGGGGGUAUACAUGUAGCCGACGAUGUUCACAAGAUUUACCCAAUUAGUCCAGGUAUUAAGGCUGUGCGUAUAUACAGAGCUUACUUUUAUGCUUUUUAUGUGAUAAAUCGUACCUAACAGACUUGGGCACAACCGAUUUCUAAUGGAUCAAGCGUGUGACUUGUAGGAGUCCAUAUUACUCCCUCGGGAUGGAUGAUACUUGAACAGACCGAUUGUGAAAGGACAUAUGUUCAUCAACCUUCCCAUCUGAUUACGGAUUCGUUGCCGGCUCUCAGUAAUCUGACAAAAGAACUAGCUGGCAUGCAACGUGAUAACGAGGAAAAGAGGUCGCAGAAUGUUCCACGCCAUCCUCUCAGUGAUAUCACUAAUGCUUAUCAACCAUCCUCUAUGGACCUUGACGAAAAAAGAGAGCUGAUAAAAGCUCGGAGGCGAGCUGCUUAUCGAAAGAAGAAAGAGGAGGCUACCGUCAAGCAACAAGAUGAAAAUCUGUCUGCCCUUAUGAUAUCAGCAGAUGUGCAAAAUGUUACCCUGUCCCCUCUCGGUGAUAUCGCUAAUGGGUGUCAACCUACCUCGGUGGACCUUGACGAGAAAAAAGAGCAAAUAAAUGCUCGGAGGCGAGCUGCUUAUCGAAAGAAGAAAGAGGAGGCAACCGUCAAGCAACAAGAUGGAAAUUUGUCUUCCCUUACGAUAUCAGAUAUGCAAAAUGUACCCCUGUUACCUCUCGAUGAUAUCACUAAUGGGUGUCAACCAACCUCGGUGGACCUUGACGAGAAAAAAGAGCAAAUAAAGGCUCGGAGGCGAGCUGCUUAUCGAAAGAAAAAAGAGGAGGCAGCCAGCAAGCAACAAGAUGAAAAUCUGGCUGCCCUUACGAUAUCAGAUAUGCAAAAUGUUCCCCUGUUACCUCUCGGUGAUAUCACUAAUGGGCGUCAACCAACCUCAGUGGACCUUGACGAGAAAAAAGAGCAAAUAAAGGCUCGGAGGCGAGCUGCUUAUCGAAAGAAAAAAGAGGAGGCAGCCAGCAAGCAACAAGACGAAAAUGUGCCUGCCCUUACGAAAUCAGCCAACCCAACAACGUCUAGCUAUACAUCAUGGUCAUAUGAUGAUGCCCCAUUGCCUCCUUCAACUGCAUCUGGUGUCAUUCAUGAUAAAAAACAAGCUAGGCGUCAAAAUGAUAAAGAACGCAAGCGUAACUUAAGGUUAAGGGAUGGGCAAAGGGAGCAGGAAAACGCGCAGAGGCGAGCAGAUUAUCGGAAGAAUUUGGAUAACGGAACGAUCGAUCUUCAACAAAAAAAUCAAAAUCAAAGAGAAUGGCGCAUGCAACACCGAGAAAGCAUGACUUCUGAUGAGAAGGGCGAGUCGAGUGCUCAGAGAAAGGCAAAGUAUGCUGCAAAGAAAAACACUCUGUGUGCUGAAUCGAUCGCAUUGCCGCGUCCAGAUCUAACUAGCACAAUGUCUGACUCUCACGCAGCACCUGACUUUCGGUCCACAUCUGUGUGUCUAGAUGGGGGCCCUGCAAUGAGUAUGCCGACGUACCCUGUCGGUACCGAUGGCAUCAUGCGCGAGGAUCGUGCUCCUACCAUCAAGGCAGCCCCCACAUACAUUCGCAACAUCGAAACCGAUGGUGCCUAUCUAAGCAGAACCUUAGGUGAUGGUGUUGUAGAUGGCAACCUCAGCAAAAUCAAUGAGCACCUAACAAGUGCCGACCAUCAAACCAGUGAUCCGCUAACAAUAGCGGAUAAUGGAGCAUACCAGCAGAGGCAUGAGUCCAGAGCUCAGCCUAGGACGAGAGAGCGAUCUUGCAAGGGAAGUAUGGCGGCAAAGAAGCGUCAGGAGAAAAUUGGCAAGCGGAAAUCAUCUACGAAGGUGCCACGUGGUGAGAGGAAUGCUCUGCUAGAUCGUCGUAAUGAAAGCUUUGCAGGUAGGGUGAAGACCCCAACCGUCAGGUCCAUCUCCAUACCGGAAAUGAGCUCAACUGGACAAUCUACCGUAGUUGAAGCACACGGUGCCUCAACCUCAUCUAGCACGCCGGAGUACACAAUCAGAAGUGAAGACGACAUGGACGCUUACCUUAGUCGUCUCAUGAAUGAUAAUGUCAACCCUGACAACCUCUUUGACGAUGAGUAUUACCUGUUUGCUGGUGAAGGCUCAGAUGCUGAUGACAUGGAGCACGACGAAUUGGAAGACUCAAGUCACAAUACCUAUGUCGACCAUGAUCCGUUGGACUAUGUCUACUCAAACCUCCCAGACCACACACAUCUUGAAGCACGCCGCGAACUGCGAUCACUGCAAGGCCAAGAAGUUUGUGUCUGAGGCCCCGGGAUUCUGCUGUCGCAGUGGGCAGAUCGAGCUGAA
This is a messenger RNA of Triticum aestivum (bread wheat), 2694 nucleotides long. RefSeq lists its product as uncharacterized. Bases 535 to 2652 code for a protein of 705 amino acids. Lineage: Eukaryota; Viridiplantae; Streptophyta; Magnoliopsida; Poales; Poaceae. The record is from RefSeq and is a predicted model, not a curated record. The transcript has 12 exons.